Sclerotinia borealis F-4128 is the source of this 441-nucleotide messenger RNA. NCBI's taxonomy places the organism in Eukaryota, Fungi, Ascomycota, Leotiomycetes, Helotiales, Sclerotiniaceae. The record is from the annotation of a GenBank genome assembly.
AUGCGGCAUUCGUGGCUGUCGAAGGAAGACCCUGAGACUAAAUUGGGUAAUAUUCUGGACGGGAUGGACUCGAGUCUUCUGCAGCAAAAAGAUGUUGUUGAUGAUGAUGAUGAUGAUGAUGAUGAUGAUGAUGAUGAUGGAUUUACAGUGCUUAUUGUUUCCAUCGUCAACGUUUCAAGUGCUUCAUCGUAUUCAAGAAGGAUCUCGGCUUCCUCGAAGACGGUUUUGUGUAACGAUUUCGGUAUCGGCCCGCACAUCGGCCUCCCGACCUGCACCAAGGCAUUACCUGACUCCAUAGAGGAAGGUGUAGAGGAUCCCAACGGCUUCAAACUUGACAUGCGUGGUUCAUCACAGCACUUUAGCCUUUCACGAUACUCUGUCAAGUCAAAAGGGACCACAAGACCUUUCGUUCUGCAGGGUUCCGACGUCAUGUUAUUUUGA